Molecule: messenger RNA, 4616 nt
Organism: Otolemur garnettii (small-eared galago)
Lineage: Eukaryota; Metazoa; Chordata; Mammalia; Primates; Galagidae
Gene: C2CD5
Product: C2 calcium dependent domain containing 5
Exons: 28
Coding region: 253-3462 (1069 amino acids)
Biological process (GO): positive regulation of vesicle fusion; protein localization to plasma membrane; intracellular protein transmembrane transport
Cellular component (GO): plasma membrane
Molecular function (GO): calcium ion binding; calcium-dependent phospholipid binding
Source: RefSeq, a predicted model, not a curated record
GAUCGAUGCUUCCUCCACGCCCCGAGAGCCGCCAUCUUGGGGGGAGGAGAAACACCAGCUGGCGGCCGACGCUCAACGGGAUGCCGCCUGGGUUUGGCUGCUCUUUCCAGCACGGUGGGGCCAGAGUAGAAGGAUCCACCUGGGCCCUUCCUCUGGCCGCCUCUCCGGAAUGAGGUCUCGGCCCCCGCGCGGGACGACCCCCUCUUCUCCUGCGGGACUCAGAGAGCUUAACCAGAGGCCGAAGCCGAGACGAUGCCUGGGAAGCUGAAGGUGAAAAUCGUGGCCGGGCGCCAUUUGCCUGUGAUGGACCGUGCUAGUGACCUGACUGAUGCCUUCGUGGAGGUAAAAUUUGGUAAUACUACCUUUAAAACAGAUGUGUACCUCAAGUCGCUCAACCCUCAGUGGAACUCGGAAUGGUUUAAGUUUGAGGUGGACGAUGAAGACUUGCAAGAUGAACCUCUGCAGAUCACCGUUCUUGACCAUGAUACUUACAGUGCAAAUGAUGCCAUUGGUAAAGUGUACAUUGACAUUGAUCCUCUACUGUACAGUGAAGCUGCAACAGUCAUCUCAGGGUGGUUUCCAAUUUAUGACACCAUACAUGGUAUCCGUGGGGAAAUCAAUGUAGUAGUCAAAGUAGACCUCUUCAAUGAUUUAAAUCGGUUUAGGCAGUCAUCGUGUGGAGUCAAAUUCUUUUGCACAACAUCUAUUCCAAAGUGCUAUAGAGCUGUGAUAAUUCAUGGAUUUGUAGAAGAACUUGUGGUUAAUGAAGACCCAGAAUAUCAAUGGAUUGAUCGAAUUCGCACACCGAGGGCAUCAAAUGAGGCCAGACAGAGACUCAUUUCUUUAAUGUCAGGUGAACUGCAGAGAAAGAUUGGCUUGAAAGUCCUUGAAAUGAGAGGCAAUGCAGUUGUUGGGUACUUACAGUGUUUUGAUCUGGAGGGCGAGUCUGGGUUAGUGGUACGAGCCAUAGGAACAGCGUGUACUCUGGAUAAAUUAAGUAGCCCAGCAGCAUUCCUUCCUGCAUGUAAUUCCCCAUCUAAAGAUAUGAAGGAGAUUCCCUUCAAUGAAGAUCCCAAUCCCAAUACUCACUCAUCAGGACCCUCAACCCCUCUGAAAAACCAAACUUAUUCCUUUUCACCUUCCAAGUCCUACAGUCGACAGUCCUCUUCUUCUGACACAGAUUUGAGUUUGACACCCAAAACUGGCAUGGGAAGUGGGAGUGCUGGAAAAGAAGGGGGGCCAUUUAAAGCUCUUUUAAGACAACAGACUCAGUCAGCAUUGGAACAGAGGGAAUUUCCGUUCUUCACCUUGACGGCGUUUCCUCCUGGAUUUCUUGUGCAUGUUGGGGGUGUUGUUAGUGCACGUUCUGUGAAGCUUUUGGAUCGUAUCCACAAUCCCGAUGAACCAGAAACUCGAGAUGCAUGGUGGGCAGAAAUCAGACAAGAAAUAAAAUCACAUGCUAAAGCAUUAGGCUGUCACGCUGUAGUGGGCUACAGUGAAUCAACUAGCAUCUGUGAAGAGGUCUGCAUUUUAUCUGCAUCCGGCACAGCAGCUGUACUGAACCCUAGAUUCCUGCAGGAUGGCACCGUGGAGGGCUGUUUGGAGCAGAGGCUUGAAGAAAACUUGCCUCCCGGCUGUGGGUUUUGCCACAUACCAUACGAUGAACUGAAUAUGCCAUUUCCAGCUCAUCUCACAUAUUGCUAUAACUGUAGGAAACAAAAAGUUCCUGACGUUCUCUUUACAACUGUCGACCUCCCAUCAGAUGCAACAGUUAUUGGGAAAGGUUGUCUUAUUCAAGCAAGGUUAUGCCGCUUAAAAAAGAAAGCACAGGCAGAAGCCAAUGCCACAGCUAUCAGUAACCUCCUGCCGUUCAUGGAAUAUGAAGUGCAUACUCAGCUCAUGAAUAAACUGAAACUCAAAGGAAUGAACGCCUUGUUUGGACUAAGAAUUCAGAUUACAGUGGGCGAAAAUAUGUUGAUGGGCUUAGCGUCUGCCACAGGUGUGUAUCUAGCAGCCUUACCAACUCCUGGUGGUAUCCAGAUUGCCGGGAAGACUCCUAAUGACGGCUCCUAUGAACAGCAUAUUUCCCACAUGCAGAAGAAGAUAAACGACACAAUUGCUAAGAACAAAGAGUUAUAUGAAAUCAUCCCUCCAGAAAUAUCUGAAGAGAUUAUAGGAUCACCUAUCCCAGAACCUAGACAGCGUUCAAGACUUUUGAGAUCUCAGUCAGAAAGUUCUGAUGAAGUUACAGAAUUAGACCUUUCACACGGGAAAAAAGACGCUUUUGUUUUGGAGAUUGAUGACACAGAUGCCAUGGAAGAUGUACAUUCUCUACUCACUGACGUGCCUCCCCCUUCAGGCUUUUAUAGUUGCAAUACAGAAAUUAUGCCUGGUAUAAAUAAUUGGACAUCUGAAAUACAGAUGUUCACUUCAGUAAGAGUAAUCAGAUUAAGCAGCCUUAACCUGACUAAUCAAGCUCUCAAUAAGAACUUUAAUGAUCUCUGUGAAAAUUUGCUCAAGAGCUUGUAUUUUAAACUACGAUCUAUGAUCCCCUGCUGCCUUUGCCAUGUAAAUUUUACAGUCUCUCUGCCUGAAGAUGAAUUGAUCCAGGUGACAGUCACAGCAGUUGCAAUAACUUUUGACAAAAAUCAGGCUUUACAGACCACAAAAACACUUGUUGAAAAGUCAUUGCAAAGAGCCUCUACAGAUAAUGAAGAACUUCUGCAGUUUCCGCUGGAACUCUGUUCAGAUUCACUUCCUUCUCACCCUUUUCCACCAGCUAAAGAACACCUGGAGAGUGCAAGUUCUAACUCAGGUAUACCAGCUGCACAGAGAGCAACGUCAGUUGAUUACAGUUCCUUUGCAGACAGAUGCAGCAGCUGGAUAGAGCUCAUUAAACUGAAAGCUCAGACCAUAAGGCGCGGAUCAAUUAAGACAAAUGGAAGGAAAUCACCAGCUCUCUUAUUGAAGAGACAUUCUUCCAGGACCCAAGCUGUGACAGUUGAAAAAGCAAGUCCGAUGGGUGAAGGCAAUUUCCGGAAUCGCUCUGCCCCACCUUGUGCCAGUGCCACAGUGGGAGUUGUUAAGAUGACACCUCUUUCUUUCAUUCCUGGAGCAAAAAUAACAAAAUAUCUUGGGAUUAUCAACAUGUUUUUUAUUCGGGAAACCACUUCUCUCCGUGAGGAAGGAGGCGUCAGUGGUUUUCUCCAUGCUUUCAUUGCUGAAGUGUUUGCAAUGGUGAGGGCGCACGUGGCUGCGCUAGGAGGGAAUGCUGUUGUCUCCUACAUCAUGAAGCAGUGUGUCUUCAUGGAGAAUCCAAACAAAAACCAGGCACAGUGUCUUAUAAACGUAAGUGGUGAUGCGGUGGUCUUUGUUCGUGAAUCUGACUUAGAAGUGGUAUCAACUCAGCAGCCUACUGCCAACUUGCAGCCAUCAUGUACUGAAGGAGAAGUGACAACCUAAAGACAAUUAGAAAGAGCUCAACCAAACGAGAUUCAUCUGUUUCCAUUGUUUUGUCAUUAAUUACCUUUGUAGACUUAACAUUGAACUUAAUUUAAGAUAAUUAAGAAUCGAGUAGAUUUGAUGUGUCUGGAGUCUCUUGGAGGCCUGAGAAUCCUCUAAUCUUGACACUUGACACUUGGUUUGCCUUGUCCAGAGAGACAGACCCUUGGAAUCUUAACCCUUCAGUAAGUUGAGAUAAAUACCUAAGAGAACUAUAGCAAAGAUGGAAGCUGUUUAUAAUUUAUGUUGAUUUUAAUAAAAUCAUAAAGAUGAAAUGGGAAGAUUAUCAGGAAAGUAGGAUAGCUACCCUAGCUUAAUUUAUAAAAACUAAGCAGGAAAUUCACAAGUUGUUAAUUAGUAAGCAGCCUGAUUUGAGAAAUGUAUAGGGAAAAUGGAGAAACAUUUUUAGAAAAUUACUGUGUGGGUUUCUUAAUGUGUUUUAUUUUGAUGGGGAAUUCAGUAACAACUGGAAGGGAAAAGUGCUUCAGCCGUCAUUUGAAAAGAAGUUACAAUUCUGCAACUCUCAUGCAUACUACAUGCAAGUACAUAAAAGAAAAAGGGAUUUAUCAUAGCCGGUGUCCUUUGAUUGAAAGUUUUAAGAUCUCUAAGGAGGGAGGAAAAAAAUUAAACAGGCUACAUUUGAGUUAGUAUUGAAUUUGUCUAGAAGAGGGUUGGCUUCAACUGGAAAGAAAAUGUCAGUGAACUGUGUUGAAAUAGUAAAAAUACAACUGAUCUGGUAGGAACAAAAAAUUAUUUUUUCAUAAAAUUACACUACUAAGUAAACAGAAUUUUAGUAAUCUUAGGGAUUUUUGAUGGUGACUUAGACUGUAUUUGGCAUAGAGUUUGAAAAUGUAACUUGAAUGUAAAUAUGCUGCAAAAUGUUGAAUGUAUACAUGGAAAUGCUCUUUCUGUCAAUGCCAAAUGCCCAUUGUAAAUGAACCUUCCAUACUAUCUUCCUCCGGCACAGUACAGUUUCUUUAUAAAACUCAUGAUUUUGUUCUCCCAGGACAACAGACUGCCCUCAAGAUUAAAAAUCAUUUUCUUGUUACAUACAGGUGUCAAUAUUUUUCUGUAUUUUGUUUAUAAUUUUAUUUUUUAAAUAAAAAGUUUAUAAA